UGGGGAGCCCCUAACACAACAUCAAUAUCAUGUUCCCUUGCUGAUGUAAUGAGUGAACAGCUGGCGAAAGAGCUGCAGCUGGAAGAAGAAAAUGCUGCUUUUCCUGAAGUGGUUGCUGCUGCUGAAGGACCGUUUAUUACAGGAGAAGAUAUUGACACUUCUAGUGACCUAAUGCUAGCUCAGAUGCUGCAGAUGGAAUUUGACAGGGAAUAUGAUGCACAGCUUCGGCGUGAAGAGAAGAAGAUCAAUGGAGAUAGCAAAGUCUCCAUAUCCUUUGAAAAUUAUCGGAAGGUGCAUCCCUAUGACAGUGACAGCUCGGAGGAUGAGGUUGAUUGGCAGGAUACCCGUCAUGAUCCUUACAGAGCAGAUAAACCUACUACUACACCGAGAAAGGGCUUUAUAGGGAAAGGAAAAGACAUUACUACUAAGCACGAUGAAGUGGUAUGUGGAAGAAAGAACACUGCUCGCAUGGAAAAUUUUGCACCUGAAUUCCAAGUUGGGGAUGGAAUUGGGAUGGACUUAAAGCUGUCAAAUCAAGUCUUCAAUGCCUUAAAGCAACACGCGUACUCUGAGGAACGUCGAAGUGCGAGGCUCCAUGAAAAGAAAGAGCACUCCACUGCUGAGAAAGCAGUGGAUCCUAAAACACGUUUACUUCUGUACAAGAUGGUCAAUGCUGGGAUGCUGGAGACCAUCACAGGCUGCAUCAGCACAGGAAAAGAAUCUGUUGUUUUUCAUGCGUAUGGAGGAAAUGCAGCUGAAGAUAAAGUUAUACCUCCCGAAUGUGCCAUCAAAGUGUUUAAAACUACUCUUAAUGAAUUCAAGAACCGUGACAAAUACAUUAAGGAUGACUACAGAUUUAAAGACCGCUUCAGUAAAUUGAAUCCACGAAAGAUUAUUCGUAUGUGGGCUGAGAAAGAAAUGCAUAACUUAACAAGAAUGCAACAUGCAGGAAUUCCUUGUCCUCAAGUGGUUAUUCUUAAGAAACACGUCUUGGUUAUGUCUUUCAUUGGCCAGGAUCAAGUCCCAGCUCCUAAACUAAAGGAUGUAACACUUAAUAGUGAAGACAUGAAAAAGGCCUACUAUCAGAUUCUGAAUAUGAUGCAACAGUUGUAUAAGGAAUGCAACCUGGUCCAUGCAGAUCUGAGUGAAUACAACAUGCUUUGGCAUGAUGGGAAGGUCUGGCUUAUUGAUGUCAGUCAGUCUGUGGAGCCAACCCAUCCUCAUGGACUUGAGUUUUUGUUCAGAGACUGUAGGAAUGUUUCACAGUUCUUCCAGAAAGGAGGUGUGGCGGAAGCACUUAACGAGCGUGAACUCUUCAAUGCUGUCUCGGGCUUAACGAUUACAGCUGACAAUGAAGUGGACUUCCAAGCAGAGAUUGAAGCUUUGGAGAAGAUGAAUGAAGAUCACGUGCAGAAUCAUGGAAAGAAACUGUCCAUGUUUUCAAGCGAUGGAGACCCACCUAUAUGUGAUGAAUAGCACUGAGUGU
Molecule: messenger RNA, 1486 nt
Organism: Leptosomus discolor (cuckoo roller)
Lineage: Eukaryota; Metazoa; Chordata; Aves; Leptosomiformes; Leptosomidae
Source: RefSeq, a predicted model, not a curated record